AGUAAGGACAGGUGUUAGUCACAGGUGUACAACGGCAGCACUGCACGACAACCGUUACCCGAGCAACAACUGUACUAAUUACUUGUUUGAAAUCAACUCGGUUUCACAGAGUGUGGUAAUUGUCAUCUAGGAACAAUGGCUUUAUGUUUGGUGUUGGGUUUGGUUUUGGCCGGAUUGGCAUCCGGGCAAGAUUCUCAGUUCGCCGGAUGGUCACAGACUGACCUUGAUGCGUACUGCAUCCGGUUGACUGAAGUGGACCUGAUUCGAAACCAGCUUGAGACGACAAUGGCUGAACUUACAACAUACAGAAACAAAUACCAGAAAGCCGCCGCUAUUGUUCGCCAAAGGUCUAGCUACCGUUUUCCUAGACCUCAGUCGACCUCGGGACGGUUACUUUUUAGAGCAAAACACGAUACCCCUCUAACGUCUUUGACCGCCUGUGCAUGGAUGAAGACCGACUUUAAAUGCGCUCCUAACUGUCACCUACUAACUGUGUUCUCGUACGCCCACAAAGCAAAUUUCAACGGCUUCAUCUUCGCAUUCGAUGGAAGCAGCUUUCAAAUGCACGUUGAGAGUCAGGUGACGGUUUUCGGGAGAGGUAAAGUGUCUGGAUUUCUGGAUAACCAAUGGCACCACCACUGCUUCAGUUGGAGCAACGCUGCAGGAAGUUGGAGAUACGUCCGCGAUGGGGCUUUGGUGGCAAAUGGGACAGAUCCAAGAACCAAAGGACGCAUUAUAUCGGCAGGUGGCAUUUGGAGCGUUGGACAAGAACAAGACAGCGUUGGGGGCGGUUUUGAAACCACACAGGCAUUUGUUGGCGACAUCACACAGGUGCACGUUUGGGACACAGAUAAAGUACAGCCGGCAGAGGUCGCUAAAUGUGGAAGUGACCUGAAAGGAAAUAUAAUAAGUUGGGGACAGGAUCCUCUCGAAGAGAACAACUUGGCAUCCUACCCGAACAUCGACCCUUCUUGUGCGAAAGCGUCCUGUAAGGAUAACUAGCAGGCAGUCUACUAAAAUAUUGAUGAUGCCAUUUUAUAUGGCCUUGCUUGCUGUGUUACAAUAAAAUGCACUGCGUCUCAGAUUUAGUUAUUUAAUGUCACCGUAAUUGCCACACUAAAGGUAGAAAGA
Molecule: messenger RNA, 1131 nt
Organism: Lingula anatina
Lineage: Eukaryota; Metazoa; Brachiopoda; Lingulata; Lingulida; Lingulidae
Product: C-reactive protein
Source: RefSeq, a predicted model, not a curated record